Messenger RNA from Pantherophis guttatus, 9056 nucleotides. It is a transcript of the gene FGL2, whose product is annotated as fibrinogen like 2. The record is from RefSeq and is a predicted model, not a curated record. Lineage: Eukaryota; Metazoa; Chordata; Lepidosauria; Squamata; Colubridae.
ACUCACAAGCACCACCGAGCUGCCGUGUAUAAAAGUGUCUGGAGCUCCGUGUACUUCCUCACUGAGCGGCUACGUUCUCAGAUAAGAUGAAGCUCGCUUGGGGGGUGUUGCUGCAAGCAGUAGCUCUGCUUUUUGCAAGCAGGUUCGUUCUGUCGGAAGAACACGGAGGAAGGGGAGAUGAAGAAAGAGGAGGAGGAGGAGGAGGAGAAGAUAAGGUGUCUCCGGCUUGCCCGCUCGCCCUCCAAAGCAGCGGGAAAUGCGAUGGAGAGGAAUGUCCCUACCAGGUGAAUUUUCCUCCCCUGACCAUCCAGCUGCCCAAGCAGUUCCAACUGAUGGAGAAGACCCUCAAGGAAGUGGAGCUCCUCAAGGAAAUGGUCAACACUUUGAAGAAAUCCUGCCAGGAUUGUAAACUCCAGGCAGACGACAACCGAGAGAAGGACAAUUCGAACGACUUUCUGCCGGCCGGUCCCGCGAACCAGAGCGUUGUCCAAGACAACCGAGUCACGGACUUGCAGGACAAGGUGACCAAGCUGUCCGAGAACCUGAAGAACGCCAAGAACCAGAUCCACACGCUGCACGGCCGGCUGGAGAAAAUAAACCUGGUCAACAUGAACAACGUGGAAAAUUACGUCGACAACAAAGUGGCCAACCUGACGUUUUUCGUGAACAGUUUGGACGUUAAGUGCUCCUCGCAAUGUUCAGCCCAGGAACCCAAAGCAGACAUCCAGCUUCUUCAAGGAGACUGUUCCAAUUAUUUCGCCGCCGGAAAACGCCAGAACGGCGUCUACAAAAUCACCCCAGAUCCCAGAAACCAUAGCUUUGAGGCUUAUUGCGACAUGGAGUCCUUUGGAGGAGGCUGGACCGUGUUCCAGAUGCGCCAGGACGGCAGCGUCUCCUUCAACCGAACCUGGGAGGCCUACAAGAACGGCUUUGGAAACGGUAAGGAGUUCUGGCUAGGGAACGACAAAAUCCACCUCCUGACCAAAAGCAAGCAGAUGCAGCUGAGGAUCGAGCUGGAAGAUUUCAACGGCGUCCGAGAAUACGCCACAUAUGACCAGUUCUACGUCGCCAACGAGUAUCUCAAAUACCGUUUAACCAUCGGCACCUACACGGGCACCGCCGGCGACUCCUUGAACUUCAGCAAACGCUACAGCCACGAUCAAAAGUUCUUCACCACCCCGGACAGAGACAAUGACCAAUACGCUACAGGCAACUGCGGAGCAUAUUAUAGCUCUGGAUGGUGGUUUGAUGCUUGUCUGGCUGCGAAUCUCAACGGCAAAUAUUACAACAAGAACUAUAAAGGGGUCCGCAAUGGCAUUUUUUGGGCCACGUGGCCUGAAGCGUCUGAUCAGAACAUGAAUGGUUACAGAAAAGCUUUUAGGAAGGUUAAAAUGAUGAUGAGGCCCAAAACUUUUUUGCCAUGAAUUCCUUCCCUGCUCCCAAAAUCCCUUUGUCCAAUCUUGGCACUUUCGCCUCAGAAUUUGAGUGCAAUUUAAGAAUAUUCUGUUACAUUUCCUUUUUUUUUAAAAAAAAAAAAAUUCUCUUCCUCUUGCAAGCAUACCUCUUCCAAAGUACACAGACUUCUUUUCCUGACCAAAUUCAGGAUGGCAUACACCAGAAAAGUCUCCAAACGUGGCAAAUUUUAACAUUUGUGGACUUCGAUUCCCAGAAUUCCCCAGCCAGCCAUGGCGAAGGGCUCAGAAUCCUGGGAGUUGAAGUCCACAAGGCUUAAAGCGCUUCAUCAUGGAUAAAUAAAUCUAUCUUUCUUUCUUUCUUUCUUUCUUUCUUUCUCUUUCUUUCUUUCUUUCUUUCUUUCUUUCUUUUUCUUUCUUUCUUUCUUUCUUCCUUUCUUUCUUUCUUUCUUUCUUUUCCUUCCUUCCUUCCUUCCUUCCUUCCUUCUUUCUUACUCUCUUUCUUUCUUCUUUCUUUCUUUUAAUUUUUUCCUUCCUUCUUCCCUCCCUUCCUUCCGUCCUUCCCUCCCUCCCUCCCUAUAUGUUUUUAAGAAGAAUCUAGACAGUCACUUAUCUGAAAUGAUAUAGGUUCUCCUACUUAAGCAGAGGGCUGGACUAGAAGACCUCCAAGGUCCCUUCCAGCUCAUUCUAUUCUAUUCUAUUCUAUUCUAUUCUAUUCUAUUCUAUUCUAUUCUAUUCCAUUCCAUUCCAUUCCAUUCCAUUCCUUAUUUGAUUCCAUUCUUUCUGUUCUGUUCUGUUCUGUUCUGUUCUGUUCUGUUCUGUUCUGUUCUGUUCUGCUCUGCUCUGCUCUGCUCUGCUCUGCUCUGCUCUGUUCCAUUCUGUUCCGUUCCGUUCCAUUCCGUUGCCAAGUUUGGAGACCCCUGGUAUAUACAAAGACUUGGACCAAAUAAUACUUCAGCCUCAUACAUUUUCUGAAUUUGGAUUUCGGCUCAAUUUUGACACAGUGAUUUUUGAAGGUAUUCCAGUAGUCCGGUUCCAUUAUCUGCUCCUAGGAAAAAAAUGCAGAUAAUUAAAGGCAUUUAAACCCAAAGUUUAAAUGCCCCCAUUUUAAGGCACAUUCCAGAAACAUAUUGAUAAAUUCAAUACGUGGUUUCCCGACCCCCCCCCCCCCCUGCCACCAGUCUCUUGGUUCAGUCUACUUUACAAGGUUGUUGUUUUUGUUGGGAUAAAGUGAGGGAAGGCCCCAUUCCACAGUGCCUUGAGUUUUUGGAGAAAAUGCUGGCACGUCAACGUGAUUUAACCAUUCUUUUCAAAGCCACUGAAACUAAACUGCCUUGCCGCGCUUUCCAAGGCGAGAAAACAUCUUCAUCUCUUUGUGACUGUGCUUUUUCUAUGUAAAUAAUAGAGGUUAUAUUUUUAUAGAUGACGAAUUAUGCAUUGCCACUGUCACUUUUCUUUCCACGUCUAAAUAGUUUUGUAGAAGAGUAGCUGCAUUCGUUCUUUCUUUGUUUUUUGUUUUGUUUUAGUAAAAGCCAUGAAGAAUUUUGGAGCACCUUAACUAAUUUUAGCUUUUAUAGGGUAUUAUCGUAGUGCGUUUUUAUGAUUUCAUUCUAAAAUGCGACAAUGUUUGUUGUAGUACAAAAAUACAUGGGUUACAGAUGACUUUAUUGGACGCGUGAAUCUGAAAUGGUUGAGUAUGAUCCAGAAAGGUUACAUCCCACUAGAUGCUGUUGUCAUUUCUAAUGAAUCUAUCGCGCUCAGCACGUGAAAUCUAUCGUAGCAAUUAUGCCCCACUCUUCAAAUAUGAAUGUACGUUGACAGUUAGGAUUCACUCAGACGGGAUUAGAUCAAUUGAAGCGCCACUGAAAACAAUGUGCAGAUGUUUAUCGUGUCGUUUGAAAACCAGGACAAUUAAACGAACUUAAAAUUACUGUGGCUUAAUUAAGUAUUUCCAGUUCUAGAUUUAAAAAAAACAGAGGUUCUUUUUUUCAAUCGGAGAGGAAAUAAUCCCCAAAACUAUCUUUAUGCUUAUAGAAGGAAAACCGUAAUUUGUCAUAUCACAUUUAGAUCAACAGCAGUCACGUUAAGUUGAAAAUUAACCUGCCAUAGGUUACCGUAUUUUUCGGAGCAUAAGACGCACCUUUUUCCCCCCUAAAAGGGGGUGAAAAUUUAGGUGCGUCUUAUACACCGAAUGUAGCCCCGCCCACCCACUGGCUCCCACCCUUUGGCCUCUGCCUCGCAGCAGGUACCUCCUUGCAAGCAAACAGCAAGAAAAAACAGCUCCUUUCAGCUUCAGCACAGCCUAAUUAGCACAAGUUGAUUAGAUCGGCCUCCGGACUCUCAGCUGAUUUGCUCUCAGCUGUUUUGCGCAGGGCUCUGCUGCUUGCUGCAAAGAGGUAAAUUGCUGGGAACAGAUUUUUUUUUCCUUGUGUUAAUCAAGCUAUGCUGAAAACGAAAAUGAAAGUAAAGCAGGCUGUUUGCUGUUUGCUGCAACGAGGCAAAAUUGCUCAGAGGCAGAGGCAGAUUUCUUUUUCUUCUUUUCCUCACCAAAAAAGGUUUUAUACUCCGAAAAAUACAGUAAUUCCAUGCAGUCUCAAUAAUACAGGUAGUCCUCAACUUACAACAGUUCGUUUAGUGACAGUUCAAAGUAACAACAGCACUGAGAACAUUUAAGACUGUUACAGCAUCCCCAUGGUCAUGUGAUCAAAAUUCAGAUGCUCGGCAACUGGCAUGUACUUAUGACGGUUGCAGUGUCCCAGGAUCACAUGAUCCCCUUUUGUGAUCGUCUGCCAAGCAAAAGUCAAAGGGAAAGCCGGAAUGGCUUAACAACUCUGUUAUUAACAACUGCGGCGAUUCACUUAACAAUUAUAGCCAGAACGGUCGUAAAAUGGGGCAAAUUCACUUAACGAAACUUUUGCUUAGCCCGACAGAAAUGUAGGGCUCAAUGGUGGCUGUAAGUCGAGGAAUACCUGUGCAAUUAUUAGGGGUCAAAAUCUGAGCAGUAGUUUUGCAAAGCUGAAGGUCAGGCUCAAGUCCAAAGAUGAGACAAGGAUACUCCAUCCAAUUCCAAUCCGAUCCAAUUGCGUCCGAUGGACAGAAUCUUGCCAAAGUUUCUAUAGCCUAUUAAAUAUAUCCUGAGAGAUUCUAGGGCAGGGUGUCAAACUCAAGGCCGGCGGGCCACAUCUGGCCUGCAGGGGUGCUUAGAUCUGGCCCGUGGUCCCACCCUGGAAACAGCGAAGGACCGGCCCGUGGUGCCUCUGUCAGUAAAAACGGAGGUUUUCCCCAGCGCUCUGUUUUCGGCUGCGACGGCCUCCCCAAGCUCCAUUUUCACCGGCAGAGGGCUGCAGGAGGCUGUUGCGGCCAAAAACGGAGCCUCAAUGAGUGAUGUCGAGCUGGCCACACCCCCUGGGCCCUCCGAGGCAGUGGUGGGUUCCUCCCGGUUCGGCCUGGUUUGGCCGAGCUGGUAGCGGUGACAAUAUGACGUCACCGAACCGGUUCUCUUUGUUCAGGAGCUGGGCCCCUCCGUCCCCCUGCGUUUUCUUACCUUUUAUUUGGCCCCACCCGAAUCUUUUGCUGCCUCCCGAGUCCCAGCUGAUCGGCUAGAAUGGAAAAAACUGUUUAAACUCUUGCCGGGGCUUCAAAGGGCCGCCCUUCAGCUGAUCACUGUUAAAAGGCAGUGUGGUGGUAGACCAGUGCCUCCAAAAACAAAUGAGUAGACCGGUGCCUCCAAAAACAAAUGAGUAGACCGGUACAGUUCUGCAAGCAGUUAAAAGCCUGGUAGACCAGUACCUCUGCUAAAUCCUAAAGAAUUGUCACAUGUCCAUCAAGCCAUGCCCACAAAUAAGCCAUGCCCACAGAACCGGUAGUAAAAAUUUUUAGAACCCAUCCCUGCUCCGAGAUCAAACACAACCCUGAUGCGGCCCUCAAUGAAAUCGAGUCUGACACUCCUCUUCUGGGGCAUGGCUACCUUGAACUUCUUCCUCCUUCCCCCAUCCAGCUGUGGAACAGUGCAGCUUCUUAAUCUGGGCCUCCUUCUGGGAAGCCUCUGAGUUGGCAAAAUACACCUCUACGUCCCCCACCUCUGCUGCCGCAGGUGCACAAUCCCUCACAAUCCUGCACCGCUGUCGCCAUCCCACCCUUCCACGGAGCCAACAAGAGAAGGUGUGAAAACCAAGCCAGCAACGACUUUCUCUCCGCAUCUGUUCUUCUCUUAUCAACGUUUGCUUUUCACUUGCCAAUGGGAGCGAUACCAGUUGCCUUUUGGGAAAGAAGAGAAGCAAACGUUGGAGCAACUGAAGAGGGAUUGGGUGUGGGGGGGGGUCGAUGGCGAGAUAACCCAGUGACAUGAGUAGUGAGAUGAUAAAUCUUAGAAGUUGGGAAGCAGGCCAAGGUGAGAGUUGCUGUCAUCGGGACACCAUCUGCUUCACUCUGAAUAGAGCUGGAAGUCUCUUGGAGGCCUUCAAGUCCAACUCCCUGCUCAAGCAGGAGAGCCUAUACAAUUUGAAACACGUGGCUGCCCAAUCUCUUCUUAAAAGCCUCCAGUGAUGAAGCGCCUACAACUUCUGAAGGCGAGCCCUUCCACUGGUUAAUUGUCCUCACUGUUUCGAAGUUUCUACCUUAAUUCCAGGUUGCUUCUCUCCUUGAUUAGUUUCCAUCCAUUAUUUCUUGCCUUGCCUUCUGGUGCUUUGGAAAAUAAGUUGACCCCCCACUCCUCUUAAUGGCAGCCCCUCAAAUACUGGAGGACUGCUAUCACGUCACUCUUGGUCCUUCUUUUUCUCUAGACUAGCCAUACCCAGUUCCUGCAACCGUUCUUCGUAUGUUUUUAGUAAGUGGCUUCACAGCUCCAGGGGUAACACUCUUCCAAUUUGUAGCAGGAAAAGUUGAGUGGACAGGGAAUUAGUUCAGUUUCUCAAGAUUAGAAUAGAAUAGAAUAACAGAGUUGGAAGGGACCUUGGAGGUCUUCUAGUCCAACCCGCUGCUUAGGCAGGAAACCGUACACCACUUCAGACAAAUGGUUAUCUAACAUCUUAAAAACUUCCAGUGUUGGAGCAUUCACAACUUCCGGAGUCAAGUUGUUCCACUGAUUAAUUGUUCUAACUGUCAGGAAGUUUCUCCUUAGUUCUAAGUUGCUUCUCUCCUUGAUUAGUUUCCACCCAUUGCUUCUUUGUCCUGCCUUCAGGUGCUUUGGAGAACAGCUUGACUCCCUCUUCUUUGUGGCAGCCCCUGAGAUAUUGGAAGACUGCUAUCAUGUCUCCCCUAGUCCUUCUUUUCAUUAAACUAGAACAGGGGUCAGCAACCUGCAGCUCUGGAGCCACAUGUGGCUCUUUCAUCCUUCUGCUGUGGCUCCCUGCCGCUAGUCAGCUCCACAAUUGAUAGGACUUUCAAUUAGGAUAGGUAGAGGAAAAAGGAUGCCCUGCUAGGAGGAGACACUAUGGUGGGGGGAAACCGGACUUCCGAUUGGCUCCAGAAUUGAACGGAGGGCUUCCAGUUAGGGCCUUUGUGGCUCUGAGUGCUUAAGGUUGCCGACCCCUGGAAUAGACAUACCCAGUUUCUGCAACCGUUCUUCAUUAUUCAUGGCCUAGCCCUUUAUCUAUAUAAGAGACUGUAGAGGAGUGAAGAUUGACUCGGGAGUGAUCACAUAGACUGCUGGAAUCAAGAUGGCGCCCAACUGUGUUAACAGCUCAGAUAAAACACGCGUGAAUGUCAAACACAGGACCUCAAACACAGAUCUUCCCCCGUUUAAAACAUCUCUGAAUGUUUCGGUCGGCAUUUCUUUUCAUUCUUUUAACAAAGAGGUCAGGUGGCCUCAGGAACACACAGCCCAAGACAUUGGGUGUUUGUAAAAGCCAUUGGAAGUGAGGAAUCCUACGGUCGUAAAAUCUGAGGAGUUCCGAUCGCUAAUUCCUGGGUUGAGAUUGAGCAUUUCUAACUACUACUUCUUUAGGGAGCCGUCCUUCUGCACGCUCUAUUUACUCUCCAACUCGACAGCACAUUUUGUCCACUUAGUCAGAAUUACUCAUUUUUGGAACGUGACACUUGAUAUUUCCUUCAAAAGAGUUCAUAUAUUUGCCUAAUUUUUAAAAGCUAUUCUUAAAAAACAAAACAAAAUAUAUUUUCCCCAGCUCAACACACAGCCCAGAUGUGUAAGUCUACAGAUCUUAUCAUUCUUGGCGUGAGGGGAAAAACAGUUAUUUUAUUUAUUUAGCGUAUAGCAUAACAUACAUACAUGGACUUACAACAAGUAUUAACAUUUCACUUAGAUUAAAAAACACAGUAAAUGUUUAAAAGAUCUAUAUUCAGAUGCUAAUGGAAUACAAUGUAAUACAACUAGAGGAUUCUAGCUUUGGAAAAACUGAAUUAGCUAGUUUGGCUUAAGUAACAUUUUUCAUCCAUAAAGUCCGUGUAGAAAUGCACAUAUCAGCUUACAUGCCUCUAUGCUAUGGUUAGCUUUUAAUGGAGAAAACAAUUAAGAGUAUAUUUAUAGUACUGCGUUACUGUGAACAGGAGAAAGAUACGUACACAGAAGAAUAAAUUAAUAUUUAAAGCAGAAUGGAUAUUUUGAAGGCAUUUUAUUUGUAUAUUAUUGCUAUUAACAAAAAAUAUUGAUGCUUAUGUAUAUCUGCAUUACAAAGGAGGCUUUUGCCUAGAAUUAAAUCCAUAUUUACUAUUUUGUGACAAAUCUUAUUUAACUGAAGAGCAUAAGAAAUGGUGAUGUUGAGAGGAAAUAUAUAUAUACAUUUGCAUUGAAAAUGUUUUCUGAUGUUUUCUGACGUCACACAUCAAGUUUUUAAAAAGCAUAUUAUAAUGUAUACCACUGCUUAGCGCUGGUGCUUAUCAAAACACUUCUUCCAAAAUACAAUCAAGAUAAUAAAUGUUAAGGAUGUUAUUAGACUGUCUUUGACUACUAUAUUUGUAAAGUUUAACAUCUCUAUGGGAAACAGCAAUGCUAAGAGCAGGACAUAAAAUGUUUUAAAUGGAAAAAAAAAAAGGAAAAUUAAAAAUAGAACGGAUGUUGACUCCCAUAAUCAAACGUCUUGCAAAAUAGAGGGAAAUAUAAAGCUAUCCAAAUGAAAAACCAAAAACCAUUUAUCUCUGGCAAAUCAUUCUUUAAAUGAUCUGGUUAAUGCGCAUGAUAUUAAUCAACUCCAUAUGGGGAAAAAAAUGGCAUUGCCAGUGACAUGCGGAAAACAGAGAAAUUAGUCGGAUUUUCAUUUUGCCUGAGGCAUAUCCACACAACGUGUUAAAGGAGGUUUGAAAGUUUAGAAAAGUGUUUUGAUAGCAUACUUCACUCCAAGAGAUCUAUGAUCUACUGUGGAAUUCUGGGAAUUUACACAAUUCUUUGCUCAUCGUAAGCUAUCAUUCCCAAUGUUUUUGCUUCAGAAAGCCAGAGAACGCUGUUUUAUCUCUUUCACGAAAAAAGUACCUUGCAUGUAAACGAUUCCUACUUUUGUGAAAUGUGUGGCUUUUCUCAACGAGCUACCUGGCUGGGUUUAUUUUUCAGUAUUCCUGUGUUUAAAUGAUUUUAAUAAAUGUUAUUUGCCUCAAAGUAAUCUGCUUGUACGUCGUUACAGCUAGUAUGUCUGGUUGUUUUCAGUGCAAAAUGUCAUCCAAAUUGCCUACAAAAUAAAGAAACAGACGGCUUGA